AUGUCUCAUACCGCGCUGAUCACCGGUGCAACAGGCCUGCUCGGCCGCGAAGUCACCAAGUCCUUCAAGCAGGCGGGAUGGCUGACCGUUGGCCAAGGGUUCAAUCGAGCCGCCCCGCCGACGAUUCUGAAGGCCAAUUUGGAGGAUGCCAGCGAUGUGAAGAGGAUAAUCGAUGAAGCCAAGUAUGUGCCAGAUGCCUGCGAAAACAACCCGGAGCAGGCACGCAGACUCAACAUCGAAGCCACCCGCAUCCUAGCCGAAGAGACCUCCUCGCGAGGCAUUCUUCUCAUCUACAUCUCGACAGAUUACGUAUUUCCAGGCACCGAAGGCGAAGCACCCUACGAAGCCGACUCGGCGACCAACCCGCCGAAUAUCUAUGGCGAAAUGAAGCGUGCUGGCGAAGUGGCCGUGUUGGAAGCCACCAAGGAGAGUGGCUUCGGACUUGUAUUACGCCUCCCUCUUCUAUACGGACAUGCAGAAUACAACGGCGAAAGCGCGGUGAAUACCAUCCUCGACGCGGUCGAGAAGAGCAGCAAGGACGCCGCGGCAGGCAUCAAGAUGGACGACUGGGCGCUUCGGUAUCCGACAAACACGCAAGACGUGGGACGCGUCUGCAACGACAUUGCAGUACGCUACAUCAGGGCCAAGGACAAUAUCAAGUCGCUGCCGAAGAUCCUACAAUUCUCCGCCGAGGAGGACAUGACCAAGUAUGACAUGGCGCAACGAUUUGCGAAGAUCCUCAACAUCGAGAUCCCAGGCAUGAUUGCGAAUAAGGAAGGGAAUGAUCCCAAUGCAGCUGUUAAGAGGCCGUACAAUACGCACCUGUCGACCAAGGUGCUCCGAGAAGUGGGCGUCAAUGUGCAAACGGUGAAGUUUGAUGACUGGUGGCGAGCAUACUUGAGAAAGCCGUGA
This is a messenger RNA of Talaromyces atroroseus, 912 nucleotides long. RefSeq lists its product as hypothetical. Gene Ontology annotation, molecular function: methionine adenosyltransferase regulator activity. The transcript has 3 exons. Gene Ontology annotation, cellular component: methionine adenosyltransferase complex. The coding region runs from base 1 to 912 and encodes 303 amino acids. Gene Ontology annotation, biological process: S-adenosylmethionine biosynthetic process. NCBI's taxonomy places the organism in Eukaryota, Fungi, Ascomycota, Eurotiomycetes, Eurotiales, Trichocomaceae. The record is from RefSeq and is a predicted model, not a curated record.